Messenger RNA from Boeremia exigua, 1925 nucleotides. RefSeq names its product amidase signature domain-containing protein. Lineage: Eukaryota; Fungi; Ascomycota; Dothideomycetes; Pleosporales; Didymellaceae. Bases 52 to 1656 code for a protein of 534 amino acids. The record is from RefSeq and is a predicted model, not a curated record. The transcript has 6 exons.
CACUUGUUUAUACUCUCUCUACUUUUUAACCUUGCUCCCAAAAACCCUACAAUGCCUUUUGAUCCUGCAUGGCAGCCAUUGGUGGACAAGAAACGAGCAGAUCUCAAAGCCAAGAUUCCACAAGAAUGGACGCUUCCAAAGGACAUUACUGACCAGGUCAGCCACACUGCCAGAAUUAGUGCCUUUGAUCUGCUCCGCGAGAGCAACAUUCUUAGUGAUCGGGAGAAAGACAUCACUGAGAAUCAUACAGCAGCCGCACUCAUCCAUCAAAUGUCUUGUGGCGCAAUAACAUCUUUAGAAGUCACAACGGCGUUUUGCAAGCGGGCUGCGAUUGCUCAACAACUGACAAAUUGCUUGACGGAAAUUUUCUUCGAAAAGGCGUUGGCACGCGCGAAGCAAUGUGACGAGUAUCUAGCUAAAGAAGGAAGACCAAUUGGGCCCUUCCACGGUCUCCCUAUCAGUCUGAAGGAUAUGCUGAUGUACGAAGGAGAGUUUGCCUGCCUGGGUUUCGUUUCAUUCCUCAAGAAACCAGCUGCCGCCAAGAACUCUUUCAUUGUCGAUAUGCUUCUCGAUGCUGGAGCGGUUCUGUACGUCAAGACCAACGUUCCACAAACGCUGUUUGUCUGCGAGUCGUACAACAAUGUUUUUGGCCAUACGAUGAACCCAUACAAUCUUUCACUUACAGCUGGUGGAAGCAGUUCUGGAGAGGGUGCGAUUGUUGGAUUUCGAGCUGCUCUUCUUGGGGUUGGUAGCGACAUUGGAGGCUCUAUUCGCGUGCCAGCCUUAGUCAAUGGCGCGUACGGCUUCAAGCCAAGUUCGAAUCGACUCCCAUGGGGCGGACAGCAAGAGCUCAUUCCGCAAGGUUGGCCAGGCACGCUUCCUACUCUAGGACCUCUAGCAGUGUCUGCGGAGGAUCUGACACUGUUCAUGAAGGCUUUACUCACCGCAAAGCCAUGGACUAUCGACUCCACGGCCCAUGCCAUUGCAUGGAGAGAUGUUCCAAAGAAAUCGUGCUUACGAAUUGGAGUCUUUUUCGAGGAUCCCCUCGUCCCCGUCCAUCCACCGGUCAAGCGUGCGCUGAAAAUCGCAUCUGAGAAGCUAAAGGCUGCAGGACACGAGAUCACAAUGCUCCAAACGAUUCCAGACAUGCUCAAUGGAAUCAAAGCUGUCUCAAGAGGCUUUGAACUAGACACAAAUCAUGCAGCAAUGGAGUUUCUCGCAGCUGCUGGAGAGGAACCCAUUUGGCCGUUGAUCGAACACGCGCAAAACUCUGUCCUGGAAAAGCGAGACGGAUUUGAUCUAAGCGAUGUAUGGAGAUUCAACCGUGAACGGGAAGAUUACACUGAGGAGUGGGGUAAGAUUUGGCGCGAGAACUCUCUCGAUGUUGUGCUUUGCCCAGCAUACAAGGGAGUGGGGGCACUUCACGACCAAGUGAAGAUGCCUCAUUACACCGUAAUCUGGAACUUGCUUGAUUUUCCUGCAAGCGUUAUACCCUUCUUGAAAGUUGACCCGGAGGUAGAUACAGAGAAAGUCCCUGGGUUUAACAUUGAUGACGUCAAGGGUGUACCCGCACACGUGCAAGUUGUGGGCUGGCGAUUUCAGGAUGAGGAGGUUCUUAUGGCAACCCAGAUCAUUUCCGAUGUUCUAUCUGCCUAGACUCAUCUGCUGAAGUCGCAAUCUAUGCAAACUCGAGUCUACUGUUGUAGAUCAGUUCGUCGUAGGAAAGCAUUGGGUGCGCAGGAUGGGGACCCGUCUCGCUGCAUAGGAUCUCUCGACGUAACUACGUGCUGAGUCGUGUGUCUUCGUUUCGCGUUUGAUUGGUGCAUGACUCGAAGUCUUGACGAUCUUACUCCGACGCGCCGAGCUGAACGGCAUCGGCUGUGCGACAGAGUCAUCGUUAGGUGAUCAAUUACGCAGCUUUACGG